Messenger RNA from Paramisgurnus dabryanus, 1611 nucleotides. RefSeq lists its product as uncharacterized. The record is from RefSeq and is a predicted model, not a curated record. Gene Ontology annotation, cellular component: membrane. NCBI's taxonomy places the organism in Eukaryota, Metazoa, Chordata, Actinopteri, Cypriniformes, Cobitidae.
GUCGACGUUAAGCUAAAUCACGUGACUUGGUAAGUUGUUACAUCGAGAAACAUUUCUAAACAAGACUUCAUAGACGAGAGUUGAACUAUCCACUGGACUAAAUCCGAACACGCAAGGUUGCCUUAUGUCUGUUCAGAGCUUCAGGAUGUCUCUGACAAUGUCUCAGGGUGAUGGGGUGACUGUUAUAACCCUCAACACAAAUCCACAGACUAAAUGGCCCAUUCUGUGUCAGAUUCUGGGUACCCUGUGCUACAGUCCAGUGUGUUCUGUAGCUCAUGAUAUGAAAGGAAAACUAACAAAAUCUCUGAUAGCUCUUGGGAUUGUACAGAUGAUAGUGGGAAUCAUCAAUAUCGCAAUGGGGACUUUUCUUGUAAGCAUGUAUUGGAACCAUAGCAUCAUUCGGGACUUACAAGCACCUUACUGGCUUGGUGGUAUGUUUCUUGCAGUUGGAAUCGUGUGUAUUCUUGCUGCAAAGUUUUCCAGUCCUUGUGUGUUGGUCAUUGCAGUGAUUCUGAACAUAGUCAGUGCUGCGCUGGCGAUCACAGCUGUUGUGUUGCAUUCAGUGGAGUUAGCAACGAGAGAUCCUGAACAGAGGAAGCAGCUGGAAUUGUGUUUGUACGACAGAUAUCGCAGUCAGGUGCCCUAUGUAAAUAUCAUGAUGAUAGUUUUGGCAGUUCUUCAGCUCUGCGUAACCAUCAGCGUCUGUGUCGUGACUCUGAAAGCUUUGUGCAAGAAGAGCAGUGCACAGUCUGUGGAGGACCCUCAACUUUACAAGCCUUUUGUAAAGGACGCUACUGGCAGUGCAUGCUAGAGAAACACAAUGAACAUGGAUGAAAAAGCAACACAAUAUUAUGUUACAGGUUAAGGGUUUUGGGGUGGAUUAGUUACAGUAGAGUUGCAUUUUAUAAUAAAUAACUAGAGUAUGUUAGCACCGACCUCUUGCAUCAUGUUAUAGAUAGCACUUUUAUAAUAUUUUAUAACAUUUAUAGUAGUCAUGUAUAUCCAAUAUACUGUAAAAUUGAAUUUCACUUGUAUAUGGCCUGAUAUGAUAUUAAUCAAGCUUUCAUCUUACAUGUAAUGAUAAUUUCUGAAACAAAAUUACAUUCUUUUAAAGUUACUUUUUUGACCACUAGGUGGCGACAUGAUAUUAUACUUGCCAUUGAGAAUGCAUAACUACACACUAGUAUUCAAUACAGUCGUGUAAUAAUAAAUUCAUGAUUUUUCUGUGAAGUCCAGGCUAAAGUUUUAUAAUCUAAAAUAAGAUGAGCAUCAAAGUUUGAUUUGUUUAAUCUUUUACCUAAUCGAUAAUAAAGAUAUUAAGGUGAUAAUUUCACAAAAUGUUCUUUAGAUUAAGUAUCUAAAAAAUUGGGUUAAAAACAACCCAAAUUGGGUUGUCUUUAGCCUAAUGGCUGGGUAAAUAUAGGACAAACCACGUGCUGGGCAAACUUGACCCAUCAAGUUGGGUUGUUAAUUUUAACCCAGCAAAUGGGUUGUUUUUAACACAAAGGUUAGUUUCAUUUUUAUUCAAAAAUUGGGUUAUUUUUACUUUAUUAAUGGGUUAAUAUAAAUUUUUAAAUGAUCUUAAUGUUAUUUAUUUCAUUUUGUUGUUUA